Neodiprion fabricii is the source of this 2632-nucleotide messenger RNA. It is a transcript of the gene per, whose product is annotated as period circadian protein-like. Lineage: Eukaryota; Metazoa; Arthropoda; Insecta; Hymenoptera; Diprionidae. The record is from RefSeq and is a predicted model, not a curated record. Gene Ontology annotation, biological process: entrainment of circadian clock by photoperiod; negative regulation of transcription by RNA polymerase II; circadian regulation of gene expression. Gene Ontology annotation, molecular function: transcription corepressor binding; transcription cis-regulatory region binding. Gene Ontology annotation, cellular component: nucleus; cytoplasm. The coding region runs from base 164 to 2314 and encodes 716 amino acids. The transcript has 11 exons.
GUUUACCCGUAGAGCCGGCUCUUGGUGAUCCCUCAAUUUUACUCGAAGAGUGUGAACGACGAUCACUUCCUUAACGUGGCCACGAUAUUUAUAUUUCAACACAGUCGCACAGUACUUGGCGGGGAAUUUCAAGUUCAUUUACGAAUAUUGACAAUUAUUCACCAUGGAGGUAACGUCCGUCGAUAAUACCAAUAAUACCAAAGUGAUCGAUUCCGUCUACUCCAAGAGCUGCAGCAACAGUCAGUCGCAAAACAGUGGCAGUUCCAAGUCGAGGCAUAGCAACAACUCGGAAAGCAGCGGCUACUGCGGUGGAAAUCCUUCGACCCUUGGUUCUUGCAAUGUGGCUGUACUCCAGCCCAUCAGCAAGCGAGAGGACAAGGAGCACAAGCAGAAAAAAUCGAAGCCGGCCAUCGUUGCUCCAGCGGAGUCCGAAUUUCCGGAAGGAGGUAAAGAGUCACCUCUGCAGGAUGGAGCUACUCCGGUUUCCACCUUCGUUAGUGUUUCCCCGCAGACGGAAUCGCAAGAAACAGGAAAUGAUCGGCCGUACUUUGACAGCAAAUCGUCACUCGCAACAUCUCCUACCUAUAGUCAGCUUAACUAUUACGAGAAGUUACAGAGAUAUUACAAAAGCCAGCCAUGCACUACUACCAUGUACGAAGGUGAAGAAGAGAAUGGCAACGUACCAAGCAGCACUAAGGACGAGUACCUGGGUUACAGAGCCAAAAGUGAAAUCCUGACAGAUCCUACGAGGAAAUGCAUGUCUCCAGAGAAUGGGAGUGAGGCAAGUGGCUGUGAAAGUGAUGGAAAUUCGAGCAGCGGUUCAAACAGCCAAUCCAGCUCAGCGAGCCAAGGAGACACUUCUGUCAUGACGGACACUGCGAGUUUCAAGCUAUCCACGCUGACACAGUCCUCGCUUACAAAGCACAAGGAGGACAUGGAGAACUUAUUGUUAGAGCAUUACAGAAAAAUCAGGUCAACGAUGAAGAGCGAUAAAUUAAAAAACGUACGACCAAAGUCUGUCAUCGAGAAGUCGAGUGACUCUGUCUGUCCAAGCAAAACGCCGACCUUGAAGAGGACUGGUAGUCCUAUCAAAAAUGGUCGUGACGGCAAGGUUUCCAAACGUGACAACAUUUCUAAAGUCAAUAAUUCAACGCCAGUCGCAUUGAAUGCCGCAGUAUCCAGUGCCAGCAUUGUUCAACCUUCCGUCAUCAACGCUCACAGCAGUUCAAACCAUACUGCACGGCCAUACGAUUCGGUUGACGUUCCAUCAGCUGAAACAGCGCAACCUUGUACCUCGGCACAAACCCUGUUGUCGCAACUACCUACAAUGUAUCCAGCGAUUAUGCAACUGGUUCCACUUUACUACUUUGCAACUCUGCGAAAUGGAUCCGUACCGACGUAUAUUCCUCAGGAACAUCCUGGCCCAUCUGUGCAAAAGCAGUCAGUACAUCAAACUCCUUACAACCAUUAUCUCACAACUGGUACGGCAAUUUAUCCAUCAGUUAUGGGGAUACCAACAGCAAUGGCGAUGGAAUACAGGCCGUUUAUAAUUCCACAGUCUGAUUUAGCGGUGAAAAACGUUUGCGAAACUACCCAUACUCCAGUAAAGGAGCCCGAGCAGGUUCCAUGUCAAAAUCGAUUGGCCAGUCAAGCAGCGAGCGUCAAGCCGGAAUCUGAAAGUAUAACGGCGGAGUCGGGGUGCUCGAAAGAGGUCUUAUCUCUCGGUGAACACAAAUGUCGCAGUGAUGAAAAUAGUCCCACGGCUAAAAUCGUGAAACGAGAUCAAUCCGCAAAGUAUCACGAGGACGAUUCAAGAUGUUCUAGUCUCUAUAGCAGUUCCUGGAACGAAAGUAACGGCAGCAGCUUGAACCUGGACCGAAAGGAAACCAGUGAACAGUCAAAGAGCACUGGCGGCAAACAGACAGAUGUCUCGAACAGCGACAAAGAGAUAAAAGCAUUACGGAAACAGCCUUCAUGGCUGGAUGGAGUCAAAUUGACUCCAGAGCUGAUUUACGAGUACCAAAUGGACUCAAAGACACUCCAGGAGGUUUUAGAGGCAGAUAAAAAAGUUUUGAAAAAGUUCACUCAGCCACUUCUUGUAAACGACCAGCUUAGCCAGUUGUACCUUGACUUAGAGCUGGAGGGUUUUGGCACAAAGAUUAUGCUCGACGAAGGCACCGCUGUCAGUGAGAGUGCCAGCACCGACGAAGCGGUGGAGGACAGUUUGGAGCAAAAAAAGGAGCAGCACUGCUCUAUGGAAUAUGGGAGGCUAAUGAUGAUCCAUGAGGAGAACGCCCAAUUCCCACCUUCGUAGAGCCUUGCAGCUAUUGGUGGUUCAGUGUAAUUAGAGUAGUGUCAAAUCAAGAUAUAUACCUGUAAGAAAAAAAGGAAUCACCAGCUAUAAAGGAACUUUAUCAGUUGAAUAUAUACUAUAGGUAAUAACAGUAACGAAAGUGACCGUAUACGAGAAUCUGGCGAAUCGGAUGAAAACGAAAAAUUUUCUUGAACGGUAUGGUGAAAGUUUUUGCGUCGUAUGUUUAAUCGCAAAACGUUUGCGAUCGUAUUCACACAGGCUGAUGCCUAAUAGUAUGAACAGUGAAAAAGCAUAUUUACAUUGUCAGUAUCUCUUUAU